Molecule: messenger RNA, 879 nt
Organism: Penicillium arizonense
Lineage: Eukaryota; Fungi; Ascomycota; Eurotiomycetes; Eurotiales; Aspergillaceae
Exons: 3
Coding region: 1-879 (292 amino acids)
Source: RefSeq, a predicted model, not a curated record
AUGGACACUAACAGUACCCCAUUGAGUUCUACCGUGCCUACACCUUUCCAUCCCUACUGGGCCUGGGCCACUCAAGAGAAUGCUGGCUCUCAACCCGUACCUAGCAUCCAAUUUUACGGACCCCAGACAUACCCUCAACAGUCAGUCAACCUCACCGAUCUCCCUCAAAAAGGCCACGAAGCCCCCGAUCCAGAGCUUCUAGAUGGCCAAACCCUACAGCGAAAUCCAGAGAACUGGAGGUUUCCCAGAUUUCCCGAGUCAAAUCCCUCGAUCCCCUGGACGAACGAAAGGGGGUUCCUCAGCUCUCGCAGCAUUUUGCGAACCCAGCAUGUCCAGUCCUACCUCUCCUUUGAAUCCUACAACAGUAAUGCCAUCGCAGCGAGCUUUGUCAGGUCUAAUUUAAACUCCACAAAUGCCACUGAGAUCAAUAUGAGGCCAUGCGGUGGAGAUUCACCGGCGUACUGCGAGCGCCGGCAGGUCUUGAAUCUCAAAGACAGGCAAACUGAAUACUUUAUGCUUCCAGUUCUUCCUACAUCCCCGAAUUCGUACUACCAGCCAUCAGAUCUACCCGUGAUGUCUGGUCGUGAAGAGCGCAGGUAUACCCAACCUUCGCACCUAGAUCAUACCAAGCGGUCAGAGGCGUAUGCCCUUACCCCCAUCGAAGCGACUAAGCAUGCUCCCGGACAACCCUCUAGUCAGUUUGACAAGACCGAUGAGGAAUACCCCUGCCACGUCGGCGAGUCUCGCAUGAACGACGACAUCUUCUGUCAGAUUAUCGAUGCAAAUCUGACGCAAGCUGGGCCUCAGGCAGACUUGAAGCGGUUCCAUUUCUAUCUAAAGUGGCAGCAGUUCACAUUUACUAAUGGAAUAUGGAAGUAG